AUGGCCGAGACAGAAGAAAAGGUCACGACGACCCCUCUAGACACUAGUCGAGAAGGGUCUCUUUAUGCCGGGCAGCAAACGCCACAAGCAGCCAAGGCAUCGGAGAAGAACCAUGACCUCGUCGACUACUUUUCGCAAGACGUUCGAACAACACUGUUCGUUGAGCUCCAACUCCUCCUGAUUACAUUCUGUACAGGCAUCCAAGAUGCAACGACGUUCCCCGACUACCACUGCUUCGCCUCAAACCAGACCGGCAACACCAUCUUUCUCUGUCUGGCUUUGAUCAUACCUCAAUUCAACGGCGACAUGUUCUACACUGCAAAUAUCGGCACUGGAUUGGGCGUCUUCCUCGUCGCAGGGUGGUUGACUGGCCAAGUGGGCCACAUUGUCGGGCCUCGCAAGCGAUGGUGGCUUAUUCUCUGCAACUUGAUUCAAACCGGCCUUGUCUUUGCUGCAACCGGCAUCCAAUAUCGGCACGGAGUCCAUGAUCAUGGGUGGAGCGCAGUCGUUGUCGUCGCUCUGUUGGCGUUUGCUGCCGGUAGCCAGGUGGUGCAGUCUCGAAGCUUGGCCGCAACUGAGAUCAGCACUGCGAUGGCGACGGCAGCGUGGGUGGACUUGAUGAUUGACCAGAAGCUCUUUGUUCUGGACAACCGGCCGCGGACGAGGCGAGUUGCUUUUCUUCUGGCGCUUGUCGUAGGAGGCUUGGUCGGUGCCCUGAUCUAUCGGACUGCCGGAUCAGGGGCUGCGCUUGCUGUGUCUGGGGCGGGCAAGGGACUAGCGGGUCUGCUGUACAUCUUCUCAGGGGCUGAGGAAAAGAAGAAAAAGGUCAACACAUCAGAGGUGUAA
This is a messenger RNA of Trichoderma reesei QM6a, 846 nucleotides long. RefSeq lists its product as uncharacterized. The record is from RefSeq and is a predicted model, not a curated record. Bases 1 to 846 code for a protein of 281 amino acids. NCBI's taxonomy places the organism in Eukaryota, Fungi, Ascomycota, Sordariomycetes, Hypocreales, Hypocreaceae. The transcript has 2 exons.